Molecule: messenger RNA, 1158 nt
Organism: Mycena citricolor
Lineage: Eukaryota; Fungi; Basidiomycota; Agaricomycetes; Agaricales; Mycenaceae
Source: the annotation of a GenBank genome assembly
AUGGAUCCAGCUCCGCUCCCGGGUCCGUCAUUGGACGCGCCCCGCAAUCCCGUUAUGGAGGAUUUCGCAGCGAAAUUGGAUGUGGAUCCCGACUUGCUGGCCAAAUUUGUGACGGCAAUGAAGCUGAUGAAUGGGGAGACCGCCCAUAUCAACGUGAGUCCGGGGAAAUCCACCCAGCAUCGCAAAGCCAGUCGGAAAUCCGAUGCAAAAGCGGCGGUUGAGCCAGAGACACAGGAGCUAGUGAACAAGGCACAUGCUCUGAUGCGCGAAAUGACUUACGCCAGAUUCGGAGUCAAACAAGCGACAGAUUUUAUCUUCCAUAUCCCCGCUACGGAAGAAGAAGUCGAAGAAUUUGCUCAGGAUGAUGAAGCCGCAUUCCAGAGAUAUCAGUUUGACUUCGGCGUGGACUACAAGUCCUCCGCAUGGAAUGCUGCGGUAAUGGAGAGACUUGUUGCUGACGUUGUUAGGGAGGACUUGCUCAAUAUGCGAUAUAUCCAGAAAGAACUCAUAUCGCCAGAGUACCUUGGAUACAUCCUGGCAGAACAGCUCGUGCGCUACCGCGCGGACUGGAAGCAAUUUCAGCCCAAGUGGGAUGAGGAGAAGGGACGUAUGGAGACGGAGGCAGAAGCGGUUGCUCGUGGCAAGAUCGUCUUAUUCAAUCGACGAGUCUCGUCCCGAACCGUCAAUGGUCAGCACAUGAAAUUCAACCAUCGCCGCAACACAGUGACAGCAACAAUCGCACUGAAGGAGUCCGAAGGUGCGGACGAUCUUGCAACAUGGGAGAGAUUGCUGGAGAUACUGGAUCUCCUUGGGGCGGGCGGAAUGUCCGAGGAGGAAGAAUUCAAUUCGCUCGACAAUGGCGCCAAGGUCAGAAAGUACAUCGUCAAACUUUGCGUCUGGCGCGAACCACUCAUUGUGGACUACAUGAGCAUCAUCGACAAGCAGACUAGUCGCUUCCAGGCUCUCCAUAACGGCACCAAGCCGGCCCCUCGUGUACGAGUCGAGACGCCAGGCAAGAGAUAUGCGCCUAAGGGGCUCCCGGCAUGCUUGUACAACUCUGAGUGGAUGGCCUCGCUUUCCUUAUUGGAGUUGAAGGAGUUGAAGAUUUCCAAGAAGGUAUUCGCUUUGUUCGUUGCAGCAACUAGUAGAAUGGCAUAG